This is a messenger RNA of Closterium sp. NIES-65, 2244 nucleotides long. The record is from the annotation of a GenBank genome assembly. NCBI's taxonomy places the organism in Eukaryota, Viridiplantae, Streptophyta, Zygnematophyceae, Desmidiales, Closteriaceae.
AUGAAAAUAGCUGCGCGAUUAUGUGUCGUUCUGUUAUUCUCAUUCUCCCUCAUCUCGUCAAAGCACACACUACCUGUGUUAGCUGAGGGUCCCCUGGCGAGCGGCUCGGACGAAUCAGAGCCGUUAGAAGCGCCGCCGGAGAUCCCGGAACUUGCAGAGAUUCCGGAAAUCCCGGACGAUGUCCCGGAAGGUUCCGAAGCUGAUUCUGGGAAUGAGGAAUCUGAGGCGGAGGCUGAAGAGGCAGCUGGAUCGCACGUUAACGAGCUGCUGCGAAUAGGGUUACCGACUAGCACGAGUACCAUUGCUACGGAUGCAGAGAAUGCGGGAGACACUGAAGCAGCUGGGAGUGCGAAGGACCAAAUCCCUGCGUUCCUAUUGGCUCUAGAGACUCGCAACCGCCAGCUGGCGCGUCACUGUGGCGCCACGCGUCUGUUCAGCGAGAAGCGCACCACAGCAGCAGCAGCAGCGGCAGCGGCAGCGGCAGCGUCUGCUGCUGCAUCUAACGGCAACAAGAGUGGUGGUGGUGGUGGUGGUGGUGGUGGUGGUGGCGGUGGCAACGGUCUGUUGCAAUGGAAACCAGAGGCGGACCGGUACCUGCUGCUCUCGUGCCACAAGGGCAAGGUGAGGGCGUGGAGGAACGGAAGGAGAGGGAGGGAAGGAGAGGGGGAUGAGGAAGGGAAUGAGAGGAAGGGGGAAAACCCCUCCCAUCCCCUUCCAUCCAACCCACCCCUUCCAUCCCCUCCCAUCCAACACACUCCUUCCAUCCCCUCUCAUCCAAUCCACCCCUCCCAUCCCCUCCCAUCCAACCCACCCCUCCCAUCACCUCCCAUCCAACCCACCUCUCUCAUCCGCUUCCCCCUCAUUCAUCCCUCUCGUACUCUCCUUUCCCCCACUCACCACUCCCUCUGGCAGUUGAGCGAGCGGCUGGUGUGUCUACAGCACCACCUGCUGCUGGCAGGGCUGCUCAACCGCACUCUGCUGGUGGGCCGCUUCCACUCCAAGGGCGUGCGGGGCGAGCACUCGUGGGAGCUGGCUGUAGACAUUGGGCAUCUGAGGAUGUGCUAUGGCGAGGACACUGUGCUGCUGGCGCACGAGUGGAGAGCGAGGGAGAGGGGGAAAGGGGGAGGAGGGGAGGGUGAGGAGGAGGGGAGGAGGAGGAUGCUGGUUGGUCAGGGCGAUGCUGGUUUGGCGGUGAGAGAAGGGGAAGUGGAAGGGGGGGAGGGGUUGACGGAGGAGGACGAGGAAGAGGAAGAGAGGCGAAGCGCAGGGGAUGUUGAUGGAGAAGGGAGGAGAGAGGGAGAAGCAGAGACGGUCCAAUGGAGGCGGCUUCUCAAGGGGAAGAAGAAGAAGAAGAAGAAGAAGGAUAAGGAAACAAAAUCGAAGCUGUCAGAAGACGAGGAGAAUCCUUCGACUGAAGAGGGUUUCGACCCCGAAGAAACAGCACAUCCCAUUGUGAUUGACGCGCUUGUGCCCUGGUACAAGGACAAGUCGGUUCUCCCCAAGAGGUUCCGAGCCCGCCCCGACCUCACCUUUCCACGAACCGCCCUCUUUGCAAACCUCACUCGGCGGUCCCCUCUCCGGUCGUUCCUCUCGGUCUACACUGCGCCGGAGGUUCGCUCUGCACGGGUGCUGUUUGUGGGGGACUUGCUCUACGCGUUCUGGGAGGUCCCAGAUGCUCCGAAUCUGGUCAACUUUCCAGGGGAUGCGCCGUUCGUUCGCUCGCCGGGCUGCCCGAACCCGUACACGCUCCUGCCCAACCGGAAGGUGCUGCGGCUGGCAAAGGAGAUCCAGAAAACUUUCUUCUCGGGCAGUGAUGGGGCGAAAGUCCCUUUUAUAGCGGUGAAUUAUGAGAAGAGGGCUGGGUUGGAGGGUCUGCUUUGGUGCGACUUGGGUGGGGAUGCAGAUGCAGCAGCAGCAAGAGCAGCUGCAGCAGAUAAGGAGUCGAAGUCCAACAUUGGGUUUGUGAAGAAAGGCAAGAGAAGAGGGUUGAGAAGCAUUGAGGAUAGUACGAAAACCAAUACCAGCAGCAGCAGCGGAAGCAGCAGCAGUAGUAGUGGUGAUGGUGGUGGUGACGGCGAUGGGGGUUACAUUAAAGGCGUUGGUAACCGUGCCUGCCAGCUAUCGGUUGCUGAGGUGGCGGGUUGCUUGUGGCGCAAGCUGUCGGCCUCGGGCAUUCGAAGGCUCUUUCUUGUCACCGAUGCAUCGGAUCAAGAGGUGGGUCACUUGGUGCGUGAUGGUGUGUGA